CUGGCCUGCUGAAUGGGUUGGGGCCUUCUCUUGGAUCAAGAGUCUCUUAUUAGAUCAAGGUCUCUUAUUAGACUUCCUCAUUCUUUCUCAGACCUCAGGCUGCAUGGUGGCAGCUGAUGAAAAUAUCUAAAAGAUGAAAAGAGACGAUUGAGCCUGGUGAGGGAAGGGGGAGACAGGCGGUGAAGUGGUGCUCAAGAUGGAUGCAGAGGACUCCGGGAAUGAGUUCCCCAGGUCAGAAGGAGAAAGAGACCAACAUCAGAGACCUGGAAAGGAACGGAAGAGUGGGGAGGCAGGAUGGGGCACAGGUGAGCUGGGACAAGAUGGGAGACUGCUGUCCUCCACCCUCUCCCUCAGCAGUAACAGGUCCUCGAGCCAGCGCCGGAACUCUCCGCUGCCCUUUCAAUGGAGAAUCACACACAGCUUCCGCUGGAUGGCCCAGGUGUUGGCUUCUGAGCUCAGCCUGAUUGCCUUUAUCCUACUAUUGGUCAUGGCCUUCUCCAAGAAAUGGCUGUACCUCUCUAGGAGCCGCUUCUACCAGCGCUGGCCCGUAGAUGUCAGCAACAGAAUCCACACAUCAGCCCACAUAAUGUCCAGGGGGCUCCUGCACUUCUGCAAAUCAAGGAGCUGUUCUGACUUAGAGAAUGGGAAAGACAGUUUUAAGCUGUGGACAAAUCAGCCCAUGUUUAAGGUGGCUAAGAUAAGCUUCAACCUGACCCUGGGGCUGGGCCUCGUCCUCACCAUCUGGUUGCACCUACCCUACCUGCCCGCUGUUCAGAAAUUGCCCUUUGUCGGCUUGGUCGGGACCAUCUUGAGCUUCUGUGAAGUCACCUUCAUCUUCUCCACCCUCAUGCUGUUCCCCAUUAACAUCUGGAUCUUCGAGGUGGAGAGGAAUGUAUCCAUCCCCAUCGGCUGGAGCUAUUUCAUUGGUUGGCUGGUGCUUAUCCUAUACAUCACCUGCGCGAUCCUUUGCUACUUCAACUAUAAAAGUUUCUGGAGUCUGAUUCUGAGCCACCCCAGUGGCGCCGUGUCCUGCAGCAGCAGUUUCCGCUCAGUAGAAGAAUCUCCAAGGGCACAGACGAUCACAGACACCCCCAUCACCCAGGAGGGAGUCCUGGAUCCUGAGCAGAAGGAGACACACGUGUAACCUUUUCUGAACUCCUGGCACCAAGUUCUGUCCAUUCAUCUGACCCCAUCUCCUCAUCCUCCCCCCAGCCCUUGAAUAGGUUGGUCCUCAUCAUUGCAAGGAAUGAGAAAGGGAGGAUUUUGCACUCCUCUGCUUUCUCUCUGCCUUGAUUGAGCUUGAGCGAUGUGGAAUAAAUUGUCCGUCUCUUCUUUCUCA
Messenger RNA from Symphalangus syndactylus (siamang), 1339 nucleotides. RefSeq names its product outer dense fiber of sperm tails 4 (gene ODF4). Lineage: Eukaryota; Metazoa; Chordata; Mammalia; Primates; Hylobatidae. The record is from RefSeq and is a predicted model, not a curated record.